This is a messenger RNA of Pyrenophora tritici-repentis Pt-1C-BFP, 1242 nucleotides long. RefSeq lists its product as uncharacterized. Gene Ontology annotation, molecular function: oxidoreductase activity. NCBI's taxonomy places the organism in Eukaryota, Fungi, Ascomycota, Dothideomycetes, Pleosporales, Pleosporaceae. The record is from RefSeq and is a predicted model, not a curated record.
AACACGUAACAGGAACUGAAUCGAACCUGCUCGAUCACCUCAGUCCUCGCCAUGGACGAUUACAAGCCCGAGAAACCGAACAUCAAACAGUCGCCACCCAUCGACGUAACGGUGCCAUACGAUGCUGCCUGGGUCAAGGACAAGGUCAUAGUCAUAACCGGAGGAGCGAGCGGCUUUGGCGCAGGCUUUGUACGACUAUGGGCAAACAACGGCGCUGUGGUGAUUGUGGGCGAUAUCAACGUGCAAAAGGGUGAUGCGCUGUGUCGGGCCAUCAACAAGGAGAGCAACACUGGUGGCAAGGCGCAUUUCGUGCAUUGCGACGUGACAGAUUGGCAGUCGCAGGUCAAUCUCUUCAAAGAGGCUGUCAAGCUGAGUCCACAUGGCGGCCUGGAUUGUGUUGUCGCAAAUGCGGGCAUAGCAGGCCCGGACAACCUCCAGAUGGGCAGCGACCUUGACGCUGCGGAACCGCCUCCGCCAGUCUUCAAGAUCAUGGACGUAAACCUCACGGGUGUGCUCUACACUACACAUCUCGCCUGCUUCUGGCUGCCCAAGAACCCAGGUUCUUCGCCUUGCAGUCUCGACGCGAAGCCUUCUACAACCUCACCGCGCGACCGCCAUAUCCUACUUCUGGGCUCCAUUGCGUCUCUAGCGCCCAUCGCCAUCCAGCCACAAUACUGCGCCGCGAAGCAUGCCGUGCUGGGUCUGUUCAGAAGUCUGAGGGUGACCAGUGGCCUCCAGGGCAUACGGGUAAACCUGCUCUGUCCGUACUUCAUCGACACGCCCAUUGUAACGACAGGCGCACGUUUCAUACUUGCAGGCGGUGCAUUGGGUCAAGUGGAAGAUGUCGUUGAUGCGGGGACGCGCUUCGUGGCCGACUCACGCAUAUUGGGUCGGGCGCUGUGUGUAGGCCCCAAGAUGCAUGUGCGCCAAAAGGAGAACGGCGAGUGGGAGCUAUCCACCCCGGGAGCACCUGGCAGCAUCGAGCAGGCUAUCUUCGAGCCGUGUGCCGACGAUUGGGAAGACCAGGACCAGUGGAACCGCACUUUUGUCAAGCUUUUGAACCUAGUGCAGGCUGGAAGAGGUUGGAUUGGGUGGGCACAGGAUAUCGCCAAAGCGACACUGUACAGCGUUGGUAUAGGGAGAUGAUGGGCCCCAACACGGCGCAAGAGUCGCGGCUGUUAUCCAGCAUCGUCUGGGUGACAGAUUGUAGUCACAGAGUCAUAUAAAUUUCGCCCUCCUCAA